This is a messenger RNA of Boeremia exigua, 672 nucleotides long. RefSeq lists its product as uncharacterized. Lineage: Eukaryota; Fungi; Ascomycota; Dothideomycetes; Pleosporales; Didymellaceae. The coding region runs from base 35 to 616 and encodes 193 amino acids. Gene Ontology annotation, molecular function: structural constituent of ribosome. The transcript is spliced from 2 exons. Gene Ontology annotation, biological process: mitochondrial translation. The record is from RefSeq and is a predicted model, not a curated record.
ACGACACAGCGCUUGCGCCGCCGUCACCUUCGCCAUGAAUCUCUCUACGCUGCGACCCGUCUUCCGGCCAUUCAGCGCUGCCGCCUCGCUCUUCCGCACCCCCGCCACACAAUGCGCUGCGACACGUACGCCAGCCACGACAUCGCCCUUCUCCUCGACGGCACGCCUGGAGAAGCGUCAGAAGGGCCCGGGGAUAGACCCGCGAAUCACCAAUAUCCGCUACCACCUCUCGCACCCGCUCACGCCGCGGCCGCUGCACUUCUCCCGCAACCGGUUCCUGCGCCACUGGACGAUUCACCGCGCGUGGAUGCUGUUUCUGCGCAAGCGCCGCUGGGCCGAGGAGCGCGAACUCGAACGCCAAUACAUGUCGAUGCGCGCCGCGUGUGAGCAUCUGCGUUUGAUGGACUCGAAUGGCAACCAGGUCGGUGAAGAGGAAGCUGGAGGUCAGGGUCCUGAUGCUGGACGUCUGGGUGUGAGGGGUCGUGACGUGGGUAGGCUGUACAGGAGUGCGAUGAUCAAGAGGGGCAUCUGGGGGAGUGUGCCUGUAGAGUACGCGAGGGUGCAGACAGAGUAUCCAAGUCGGCAAGGCUGGAAUCAUGAGUGGACACGGAACUAGAGACGACAGGCAGAGCACGGGUGUAUUAUAUUGUAUUUGGGGCUCAAGUGUCAACA